CGCGCGUUCCCCUGUGGAAAGAAUCGCCUCGUGCGCAUGCGCCAAAGAAAAAAAAAGCCAAACAGCGCCUCAUGUGUAGUUAACGUUUUGUGAGGAAAACUGAAGGGAUGGAAAGUCCCAAGGAGGAGGGAAUGGCGGGGCCCGGGGAGGACGACGUGGAGCCGCUCCCCCGAGGGGGCUUUCGUUGCCGCCUCUGCCGCGUUACAGUCGCCAACCAGCCCAGCUUAGAAGACCACUUGCGUGGGAAAAAACACCAGCGCUUGGAAAACCUCCGCACGGUCCGCCAGACCCAAGAGCUUCGCAGUGUUUUUGUCAGUGGCUUCCGGAAGGGAACACCAGCCUCGGAGCUGAGCGAUUAUUUCCAGACUUAUGGGGAAGUGGUCAAUGUUGUGAUGGACAAGGAAAAGGGGGUCUAUGCCAUUGUAGAGCUACAAAACGAAGAGGUGCUGAAGAAGGUUUUGUCCGAACCGCAGCAUAACCUGGGAGGCCAAAAGCUGCGCGUCAAGCCUCGAGAGAAGAAGGAUUUCAAAUACAACCCUCCCAGGAAGCAGGGCUCAGCCAGGCAGGAGCAACUGAACCCGGAAAAGGUGGCACAAAAGUUGUGCGAGGCUGAUGACGUGGAUGCACAGAUGUCCGUGUUGGUGCAGCUCUUCGAAUUUUCGGAAAAUGAGCGGCGAUUGCGGGACUUGUUGGUCACGCUCUUUCAAGAAGUUUUCCUAGAAUUUUUUCCUGGUUCUGCGAUUGUCCCUUUCGGCUCCUCAGUGAAUGGCUUUGAUGUCUCUGGCUGUGAUUUAGAUUUGUUCUUGGACCUUGAGAAGGCAAAACACUUCCAGGUGUCUGCCAAUGGCUCCAGUGUGCCACAGGAUGGAGCCAGUCCCAAACUAGCCCCACAUUCGGAGGAUUCGAUCCUCAGUGAUGUGGACCUGGCCUCGGCCACGGUGCCGGAAGUGCUAGAACUGGUUGCCACUGUGCUGCAGAAGUGUGUCCCAGGAGUCCACAACGUCCAAGCUGUGCUGACUGCCCGCCGUCCUGUGGUCAAGUUUUGCCACAAAGAGUCCAGCUUGCGUGGAGACAUCUCGAUAAACAACAGGUUGGCAGUCUGUAACACACGCUUCCUACAGCUUUGCACUGAGGCGGAUGAGAGGGUCCGACCUUUAGUCUACACGGUGCGCUACUGGGCAAAACAGCAGACUCUGGCAGGGAAUCCUUUUGGUGGAGGUCCCCUCCUAACUAACUAUGCCUUGACGCUGCUGGUCCUUUACUUCCUGCAGACGUGCAGCCCGCCAGUCCUGCCCACUGUUGCUCGCCUGAGGGAACAAUCAGGUGACACAGAGCAAGCCAUAGUAGAUGACUGGGACUGCAGCUUCCCCAAGGAUUUGGCCCAGUGGGGUCCAAGCAAGAACAAGGAGAGCCUUUGCUCCCUCUUGGCAGAAUUCUUCCAUGUCUUUGAAGACUAUGAUUUUGCUGGCGGCGUGAUAUCCCUCCGGGAGGGCCAGCUGCUUUCUUUGUCGAGCUUCCUGUCUUCUGAACUCGGCGGCAAAUUCAAAACGGGGCCAUUGAACCUCCAGGAUCCCUUUGAGCUGAGCCACAACGUGACUGCAAACGUCAACAAGAAGACGGCGCUGCGGUUCCAGAUGUGCUGCCGCAGCGCUGCCAAAUACUGCCGGAGUUUGCAGUACCAACGCAAGUCCACAAAGGGCAAGAUCUGGGGACUGGUCCGCCUUUUCCAACCAGGGAAUCUGGAGGCCGAGGCUCCUACCGAUAAAGAGCUUGUUAUUAGCUUUCCUUUGACAAUGUGCCAGGGCGAGGAUUUGCAUCAGCAUUGGUUCCAAAAAGUGUGCUCUGGCGUGGUGUUUGUCUUCGAGGAUGUGCUGAAGUGUAGCUGCUCAGAGACGCAGCAGCAGUUAGGAGAAGAAGAGGCAACCACUGCAGAACCAGAAGCAAAGAGUGAGCCAUUGUCAUCGGGAUCCAAGCGGCCCCUGGACGAUGGGGACGACAGUCUCUCCCCUUUGGCAAAAAGGCCACGAAAUGGUCCUUGGAUUGAGAAAAGUGUGGCCUGGGACUGCGCAGUGUGGCAUCGCGUGUGGCUGGGCCGGCGGCGCGUCCGGCGGCAGCUGGACACCAAAGAAAAGGCCAAUUUGCUGGAGCUGGAGGCAAAAGUGUCGGCGCUCAUUUCCCAGCAGGAAGGGAAAGCAAGGCUUGCGGAGCCUCUCCUGCGCUUUGCCAUUCGUGCCCAGUUCUGCACAGAGGACACUUCCGAUAAGCAAAACACACACAUCAGCUUGAAUUUCACUCCGGAUCCCGAACAGGCUGUUGCUUUUAAAGAUUUCUUCCAUUUCCUUCAAAACUUUUUGCCCCAGAUGUUGGAGCAGCACCUAGCUAGUCAGACUCCAUGACUAAAUGGGCGGGGGGAGCCACCCAAUAGAGCAUCAGUGAGUUAUAUUUUUGUAAAGCAGGCAUGGGCAAACUUUGGCCCUCCCUCCUUCAAUUCCCACAGUUCUUAAUAGCCAGUAGGCUGUUAGGAAUGAUGGGAGUUGAAGUCCAAAACACCUGAAGGGAGGUCCGAAGUUUGCCCAUGCCUGUUGUAAAGAGUUACAAAUUUGUUUAUUUGUUUUUAGCCUUUACUGGCAUGAGAAUACAAAGAAGAGGUGGUAAAGCAAUAUUGGGUUUUAUUUUAUUGUUUACUUCCCUUAGUACUCUUUUGCUUUACCACAUUAAAGUGUAUUUCUGAUAUCUACCUUUUUCUAAAGAUGUUGAAACAAUGUUGCGUUUUAUCUCA
This is a messenger RNA of Anolis carolinensis (green anole), 2779 nucleotides long. It is a transcript of the gene tut1, whose product is annotated as terminal uridylyl transferase 1, U6 snRNA-specific. Gene Ontology annotation, molecular function: zinc ion binding; poly(A) RNA polymerase activity; RNA binding. Gene Ontology annotation, cellular component: nuclear speck; mitochondrion. The record is from RefSeq and is a predicted model, not a curated record. NCBI's taxonomy places the organism in Eukaryota, Metazoa, Chordata, Lepidosauria, Squamata, Anolidae. The coding region runs from base 108 to 2396 and encodes 762 amino acids. The transcript is spliced from 10 exons.